Molecule: messenger RNA, 1059 nt
Organism: Callorhinchus milii (elephant shark)
Lineage: Eukaryota; Metazoa; Chordata; Chondrichthyes; Chimaeriformes; Callorhinchidae
Product: proline-rich protein HaeIII subfamily 1-like
Exons: 7
Source: RefSeq, a predicted model, not a curated record
CCAGGAGCCCCCAGUACAACCCCCAGCCAGGAGCCCCCAGCCCAGCCAGGAACCCCAGUACAGCUCCCAGCCAGGAGCCCCCAGCCCCCAGCCAGGAGCCCCCAGUACAGCUCCCAGCCCGGAGCCCCCAGCCCCCAGCCAGGAGCCCCCAGCCCCCAGCCCGGAGCCCCCAGCCAGGAGCUCCCAGAGCCCCCAGCACAGCCCCUAGCCAGGAGCCCCCAGCCAGGAGCCCCAAGUACAGCCCCUAGCCAGGAGCCCCCAGCCAGGAGCCCCCAGCCAGGAGCCCCCAGUACAGCUCCCAGCCAGGAGCCCCCAGCCCCCAGCCAGGAGCCCCCACUACUGCCCCCAGCCAAGAGCCUCCAGCACAGCCCCCAGCCAGGAGCUCCCAGUACAGACCCCAGCCCUCAGCACAGACCCAGGCAGGAGCCCCCAGCACAGCCACCAGCCAAGAGCCCCCAGCACAGCACCCAGGCAGGAGCACCCAGCAUAGCCCCCAUACUGGAGAGAGCCCAGCACAACACACAAAGAGCAGACGGUGCCAGCAGCAUGCCAGAGCCGGCCAGGAACCCAGAACAAGGUCAAGAACUUCCUGCCCCCAACUCCACCCCAGCCGCAGAAGCAGUGCCCGAUGUUGGAGAGGGGGCCCCUGGCACAGAGAGGGCCCCAAGUGAUGGCAUCACUGCACUGGAUGCCAACAGCUUGUUCCUGGAGAAGCCUCAGUCUGCAACAAUGAACGUGGGGGAGGACAUCACAUUCACGGUGAGGACUCAGGGCACCAACAUCCUGAAGAAGCCGACCGUGCGCUGGUUCAAGGGCAAGUGGCUGGACCUGGCCAGCAAGAGCGGCAAAAACCUACAGCUCAGAGAGACAUACGACCGCAACAGCAAGAUCUUCACCUUCGAGAUGCAGAUUAUUUCAGCUAAAAUCAACUACACCGGCAGCUACCGCUGUCAGCUUACAAACCGGGACAUGAUUGACAGCUGUAACUUCCAGCUGACUGUACUGGAAGUGCCGUUGGUGGAGGAUGUGGAUAUUCUGUCCCAGUUCAGACGCAGGUGA